Naegleria fowleri is the source of this 1179-nucleotide messenger RNA. RefSeq lists its product as uncharacterized. The record is from RefSeq and is a predicted model, not a curated record. The transcript has 4 exons. Bases 1 to 1179 code for a protein of 392 amino acids. Gene Ontology annotation, molecular function: protein binding. NCBI's taxonomy places the organism in Eukaryota, Heterolobosea, Eutetramitea, Acrasida, Naegleriidae.
AUGUCAACCAGCGACGCAGACGAAUUCAUUCAAGCAUGCAAAAGUGGAGAUUUGCCUCUGGCCCGCAAGUUGUUUCGUCCUUUCACAAUUGAUGAUGAAUGUAGCAAAGGCGGUGAAUGCUCUUUACUGGGCUUGUUUAGAGGACACUUUGAAAUUGUAAAAUUCUUGAUUGAUGAAGGAGCCGAUGUUAAUUUUGAAAAUAUUUUCAAUGAAAACAACGACACGACACAACGUGUGGAAACAGCCCUUCAUGCGGCCGUUGAAGCAAACCAUCCAAAUAUUGUUUCUCUCUUGUGGGAAUUGGAAGAUAUUGAUCCCGACAUUGAAAAUCAUAAUGAAGAAACGGCUCUAGAUCUUGCAAAGAAAUUGAAUUAUCACGAGUGUGAGGAAAUUCUCUCAAAAACAUCAGAAACAAAGAAGAGAAAAUUUCACAUGACAGCGAUGAUGACGACAAGGAUUCCAAAAGUUCAAAUUCGCCAAUUGAGUUACCCUCUCUGUGCUCAAAGAAGAUUCUCCAUUUAUUCUCGAAUCAAAUCCAGACAUUUUGUGGAUACCCACUUGGUUCAAAAGCAACGUACACAGAACACCACUCAUUUUGUGCAACAGAACUCCCAACAUGAAUCAGAUUCAAUCAAGGAUCAAGCUGAGAAACAAAAUCAACACUCAGCAGAAAUUGACUUUGACAUUACCUAUGAAUCCUACAUUAACAAUAUUUGUGAAGUGAAACAAAAGAAUUUGGCAAAUGUCAUUUGCAAAGUGAUGCGUUAUUUCGUACCCAUGUGGGAACAGCAUUACAGUAUUCAUUACAGUCCUUGUGACGUUACCUUUGAUCGCUUUCAAGUCAUUGUCAAAGCAGCCACAAUAGUGGUCCAUCCUGACAAACCCUAUUAUCCUGGAGGCACUUGGCACACAGAAGGAUUGGAUGAGAAUAUUGUUGCCACUGGAAUUUAUUACUAUCACUCGGAAAAUGUGAAAGAAAGUUUUUUGGAUUUUCGUCAAAACUUAACAGAUCGUGAACUGAGAGAUUAUGGAGCUCCAGAGGGCACACUUUCCUUUGAAUUAUUGGGAAGUGUUGAAACAAAACAAGAUCGAUGCAUUGCAUUUCCAAACAUUUUUCAGCAUCGUGUGAAACACUUUUUCCUCUCGAUCCCACUCGUCCUGCCAUUCGAAAGAUUUUAG